Messenger RNA from Protomyces lactucae-debilis, 1374 nucleotides. RefSeq names its product Lon protease C-terminal proteolytic domain-containing protein. Gene Ontology annotation, cellular component: peroxisomal matrix. The transcript has a single exon. Gene Ontology annotation, biological process: protein targeting to peroxisome; protein processing; protein catabolic process. Bases 1 to 1374 code for a protein of 457 amino acids. Gene Ontology annotation, molecular function: serine-type endopeptidase activity; ATP hydrolysis activity; ATP binding. NCBI's taxonomy places the organism in Eukaryota, Fungi, Ascomycota, Taphrinomycetes, Taphrinales, Protomycetaceae. The record is from RefSeq and is a predicted model, not a curated record.
AUGUCCAAUACCGUCAAAGCGCCCAUCCUCCUGCUACAAGGCCCGCCAGGCACUGGCAAAACAUCCAUCGCGCAAUCACUCGCAAAAGCGCUCGGUCGUAAAUUCCAUCGCAUCUCACUCGGUGGCGUGCGCGAUGAAGCCGAGAUUCGUGGGCACAGGCGGACUUAUGUCGGCGCUAUGCCUGGCUUAAUUGUACAAGCGCUCAAGAAGGUGGGCUGUUGCGAUCCAGUCAUCUUGCUGGAUGAGAUUGACAAGAUGAGCAGUAAUAGCCAUCACGGCGAUCCAUCAGCCGCUAUGCUCGAAGUCUUGGAUCCUGAACAGAAUCACAGCUUUAACGAUCACUACAUGGCAAUUCCUAUUGAUCUGAGCAAAGUUCUUUUCAUUGCUACGGCCAAUUCCCUUGACACGAUUCCAGCGCCACUGCUAGAUCGUAUGGAGACCAUUAGCUUGCCAGGCUACACCUUUUUGGAGAAGAAGUCUAUCGCUGAACGUCAUCUCAUUCCAAAACAAGCCCGUAUGAAUGGAUUGACGCCAGCUCAGAUACGCAUUGCUGAAGAGAUUAUCUUGAAGAUUGCAACAGAGUACACGCGCGAAGCAGGUGUCCGCAACCUUGAACGGGAAAUUGGCGCUAUUUGCCGCUACAAAGCGGUCGAGUUUGCCGAAUCAAAGGAUGAUGACAAGACGUUUGACCCUGUCGUGACCUCUGCAGACGUUGAGAAGAUUUUGGGGCUGCAAAAGUUUGAGGCAGAGCUUGCAGAGACUGUUGUCAAACCUGGUGUUGUCACUGGACUCGCGUACAUGGGCAGUGGUAAUGGUGGGUUGCUCUUUCUCGAAGCCAUUGAGAUGCCCGGUAAGUCAGGUAGCCUGCAGCUCACGGGUAGCCUCGGCGAUGUCAUCAAGGAAAGUGCACACAUCGCUCUUUCCUAUGUACGUGCGAAUGCGUUCAAGAUGGGUAUUCCAGGCGCGACGACGCCAGAGACGGAUAUCAUGAAGAAUCGUGCAGUACACAUUCACGCUCCUGCUGGUGCGACGCCCAAGGAUGGACCCUCUGCCGGUGUAGCAAUGACCUUGGCGCUGACGUCCUUGUUCCUGAAACGUCCGGUUCCGCCUCAUAUCGCCAUGACUGGUGAGAUUACGCUUCGAGGCAAUGUCCUACCUAUUGGUGGAGUCAAGGAGAAGGUUCUUGCAGCACAUCGAGCCGGUAUUAAGACCAUCUUGCUUCCUGCAAAGAACAAGAAGGAUGCUGUUGCAGAUUUGCCGGAGAAUGUUAGGCAGGAUUUGCGCAUUGUAUUUUGCACACACUUUGCCGAUGUGCUUGCAGAGGUAUGGCAAGAGCACAGAGAGUCGUUGACAGUCGUGCCGUCAUUGCUAUGA